CCCCAUGUGUUUUGAUCGAGUGCGUAACCUUUUCCUGACUUUAUUAACUCCACCUGCGCCUACUUCCUCAAACUUGUCGCUGCCCGUCUCAGUUUUUAGGUCAUUCUUAUGGCGGACUUGCGCAUGCUAAUGUAAAUGCUCAGCAUGAGUGACGUGGUGGUCAGGAAAUUAAGGAACGGAUGCAGGGCAGAAGCGAGGAGAGGAAGUGAUAGAAACGGAGAGAAGGGGAACCACAAGACCUCCGAGGAGAUUCCUUAGGGAUGGACUUCCGAUGACGUCAAGUCGGUGCAGUCAUUGCGGUAGAGCCGAUGGCACGCGCGCGGAGUAGAAGAGAAGGGAGAAGCAGAUUCUCUUGCCGCUUUGAAUUGCCGAUGAGUGAGAUCUCUUACACUCUGUUCAAGUCGGUUGACAGCCGUGGCACGUAGAAUUGGCCUACGACUCCUCUGAUAAUAAUAUCAGUGACACCUUAAUUUCUUUACCAUCUUAUAUUCGGGCGGAGGAGGGAAGCAAUGAAGAAGAAGAAGAAGAAGAAGAAGAAGAAGCUGAAGUUUUGAUCCUUUCUCUCGAUAUAAAGCCCCGGAUCCAUCAUCGCUCGGAGUGUGCGAAUCAUGAAAGGGAAGGCAUAUGCAAUGAUCGUGAAAGUAGACGGCGGUGGUGAUGGAGAAUUCGUAUCCGGAGGUGUGGGCCCGAAAGCAUUCCAUCAGGUUUGGCUAAUGGUGCUUUCGCUUGGGGCCUGCAAUAUUCCAUUUGUUGGCUAAUCAGCUUCACCGAGAUGCCUCCUUGGUUUCGUAUUGAUGUGAGAGAGUUCGGUGGACGCUGGUCUUUGGGGGUGUGCUUCUUCGCUAGGUUAUUGCUGUGUCCCUCUCUCCCUGCAGACACAUGCUCAAACCUGGGAGAAACUAGGUAGAGAUGAUGAAUAAAAGUAUAGAGAGAGAGAGAGAGAGAGAUUGCUUGUUCCACAGACUCCUCAUGCUUUCCGACAACAGGGGGAGGGGAUCUACAAGAAAGUUAUCGGAAAGGCCAUUAACGGAGAUCCCACUAGGUGAUUAAACAAAAGAAUGUUGGAGUCGGGAGGGUGUGCUGCAUGCCUGCCUUCCUCCAUUCAAUUAUUGAAAGCUUUGGGAGGGGGUGGGGGGUGUCUAGCUAGGAUUGAAAAGGAGCGACAAGAAAAGAAGAAAAAGAAAAGACGAGGGACAAACAGAAGAUGGCUGAUGCCGCCAGUUCGGAGGAUUAGGAUCAGUCUUUUCUUUUCUUUUUUCGGUUGAUCACGCCUCAAUGUAAGCAUCUCUUUUCGUGUAUCCUAUGCGUGCUUCUUCCCUACUCCCCACCCCACCCCAUCUCUCUCUCCUCUCCAUUCCAUCGUUUCCCCUGCGCUUUCUACCGGAUUGGAAUGCUCCCUGCCCACUCCUCGGCAUCGUUUAGAUUCCUCCUAGCUACCUUCGAUUAGCCCCAUCAUCAUUCAUUCCUGAGACGACACCAGACGGAGCCCCUAACCCAACCCUAGCUGGGAGCCCCCAAGUCCAUGUGAACAGAUAAAAGACGAGAAGAAGCAUAAAACUUUUGGCCCACGCUCCCACCCCACCCCACUCCGGGCGAAUUACUGGUGAGAGAUCUGGGGGUUGCACAACAGUGGAUCUGCAGAGAAGCUGCCAACCUCUGCUCCUGCAACAACUCAAACUACUUCUACAACUAUCGCUACUCCCACACUGGUGUUUUUUUUUGGCAGAUCAUGUCCUGUGAAGAUAGCUGCUAAAUCUCGACAUGUCCUAUUAAACCAAAGGGAUGCAAGUUCCAGAAAUCUCCCUCUACUCAUGUUCUUCUUCUCCGCCACUGCAUCACCAAUCCUCCUCUCUUGGCUCCCCCACCUCCCCCAUCCACCACUCUGGAGACAUGCUUAGCUCACUGAUGUCCGAUGGAGGAGGAGCUCGAGAAACCCACCCUCAUCCCAAUCAUCACCACCCGAGCCCUCAAAACGGCCUAAUUUCCUCGACUAUCCAUGCUCGACAACUGUUGAUCAGCUGUGCCGAGCUUGUCCACCGCGGCGACCUCCCUGCUGCUGACCGCGCGAUCUCCAUCCUCUCUGCAGCAGCAUCCCCCUGUGGCGAUUCCACCGAACGCCUCAUCCGCCAAUUCUGUCGUGCCCUCUCCGUCCGCGUCGGCCGCGUUUCGCCCUCCGCUGAUUCUUUGGGUUCCCUCCGAUCAUCAUACUUGUCCUUCAACCAAAUCUCCCCAUUCCUCCGCUUCUCGCACCUCACCCCAAACCAGGCAAUCCUCGAGGCGGUUGAUGACCACCGCCAGAUCCACAUCCUCGACUUUGACACCUAUUACGGCCUGCAAUGGCCGCCUCUCCUUCAGGCCAUCGCUGAGCGCUCCGAUCCCAGUGAUCCUCCCUUCAUUCGUAUCACCGGAACCGGAAGCAACCUGGAAGUCCUCCGACGAACCGGUCACCGGCUUCAAAACUUCGCACACUCUUUGGGCUUAGGGUUCCAGUUCCACCCUCUUCUCCUCCAUCCCACAAGCACCAGUUUGAAUUUCACCCCCUCUCCUUUCCGACUCCAUCCCGGCGAGACCCUUGUGGUGAACUGUGUACUGUUCUUGCAUAAGCUGCAAAAGGAGGGCGGGAAUGAGGACGGAUCCAGGGAUCUACAAGCAUUUCUGCGAACCAUACGAGCGAUGAACCCGUCGGUGGUGACGGUGGCAGAGAGGGAAGCAAGCCACAACUCGCCAAACUUCAUGCAGAGGUUCGUAGAGGCGCUGGACUACUACAUGGCAGUGUUCGAGUCAUUGGAGGCGACGCUGCCCCCGACAAGCCAGGAGAGGCUGGCGGUGGAGCAGGUCUGGCUGGGGCAGGAGAUCGAGGGCAUUGUCGGCGGGGAGGGUGGCGGUCACGAGAGGUCAGAGCGAUGGGAGAAUGUACUGCGUGACGCCGGAUUCUCAAGCCUUCAGCUCAGCAACUUCGCGGUGUCGCAGGCGCGGCUGCUGCUCCGGUUGCACUAUCCUUCGGAAGGCUAUCAGGUGGAGCUGGUGAGGGAUUCCCUCUUGUUAGGGUGGCGGAACAGGCACCUCUUCUCCGUGUCUUCUUGGCGUUAAAGAACCCGGAGGAGGAGAAAAAGGAAGUCCCACACGUUGCUCAACUACAACUAUUGUUGCCAACCUACUCUUUCUUUGGUUUCGCGAUGAUUAGCGAAACCAUAUCAAAUGGGCAAGUUUCGCACAUCGAUCUAUACAUAUCGCUGAGCGUGCGUUGUGUAGACCAUCAUUAGACACCCUGGCUGGAAACCCUAACCCUAGCUUCUUCCAUAUUCUACUGGGAGGAGGGAGCACAAUGCGGAUGCAAUGCACGUUGCAUGGGAAGUCUCGGAAGUUGUGAAAACCAAAAGUCGUCUCCUCCUGCUUCCCAAGGUAAUCUCCCUUCUGGUAGGGUUCUCUUCUUUCUGUUCUCUCUCUCUCUCUCUCUCUCUCUCUCUCUCUCUCUCUCUCUCUGCUUUAUCUUUUGCAUCCAUUUGCCUGUGAACUGUAACUAGGAUUGCUGCGCCAUUUGUUAAGUAAUCGCCUUGCAUGCUGUGGAUCAUGUAUUCCCUUUUUGUAGGUCUGCAAUGAUGUGAUUUUGGCAUCGAGGAUAUGGUUCUUUUCUUUCUUUAGGGAAGAAGCAUAUGAUGGUAGUAUUAUGUUGUGAUGUAUGUUUUUGGUUUAGUUUAUUCUGGCUAAUUGGCAACCCACCAAAUUGUUGGUAUUUUAUGUUGCAGCUUGCAGUGGCAUCUUCUCUUUUGCUUGGUGCAUGCAGGAUGCUUUUUCGUGUAAUAAUCACGCUUGGUCACCACUAACCAGUAUCAUACAAUAUGCUUGAUCAGCAAAGUCUCCUCCCAUAAACAAAUCAAGGGAAGAAAAAGCUACAAGAGGCUAGAUGUGUUAAGAUUUGAUCUACGAUAGCAAUCAUGGAGUAGUGGAUAGAGAUCCUCGUCGAUAGAUUAGGUCGAUCCCUUGUGCUCCAUUCCUGUCUUUCUAACCUUGUUUAUAUCUUAUCUUUGUGUUCCCUCAAAUCACCAAAAGAAUAAGGUUACUCACAAGGCCAAAUUUGGUCACACAAGUCAUUCCAAUUGGAAGAUUUGAUCUUCCAUGUCCGAUAAGCUUGCUUGGUUUGUCCACCCCCAAAUUAAGCUAGCUUAUUAUUUCGAGAAAGAAUAUAGACUCAGAUGUGUGUAUAAAACAAAAAAAAAAAAAAGGAUGCAAGAUCCAACUGUUUAUAGGAAUUAAUGAGAGGUCUAUCAGGAAAAAACAUUCGAAAAUAGUAUGCAAGUUCCAAUCGUUUCUUGUGAUCACACAAGGUAUGCAACAUCGUUCAUACGUCCCAUCAUAUUCUCUCGUAUUGAUGAUUAAACUGCAUUCUUUCUGCCUUUAUAUCCCUCUCUUCUACCUUGAGAUAGACGAAGACCAUUGCAGAGAUAUUCUGAUGGAGGGCAGCACGGUUGGCCAGA
Messenger RNA from Musa acuminata AAA Group (dessert banana), 4475 nucleotides. Its product is annotated as protein MONOCULM 1-like. NCBI's taxonomy places the organism in Eukaryota, Viridiplantae, Streptophyta, Magnoliopsida, Zingiberales, Musaceae. The coding region runs from base 1783 to 3090 and encodes 435 amino acids. Gene Ontology annotation, biological process: meristem initiation; regulation of DNA-templated transcription. Gene Ontology annotation, molecular function: sequence-specific DNA binding; DNA-binding transcription factor activity. The transcript has 2 exons. The record is from RefSeq and is a predicted model, not a curated record. Gene Ontology annotation, cellular component: nucleus.